GCUGGAGCUCGGUUCUAAAGCCCAGAAAGCGAAGAAGUUGCAGCCAGUUAAGGAGUAGGAGCCAUGGCUGCAACUGCUCAGUACCUGCCCAGGAAUAACACAUUGCCUUCCAACCCUCUGAUGCAUCCGGACUCCGAUAGGAUGCACCAGGGGACCACCUACAGAGAGGUGCAGAAGAUGAUGCACCAAGAGUACCUGCAAGGCUUAGCCUCGAACGCCGGCCACCCCAUGAGCCUCACUCACCACCAGUGGUUGCCCAAUCCCACCAGCGACUGGGGCAGCGGCUCUCACCUGUCCGGGCAAGCUGAGCACAAAGGUGGGGUGCAAACCAGCAGAGAGGACCUCAGCACCACUUUCCACCACCACAGGUCGCACCUGGUCCACCAACAGACUCCCAGCACUCACGCCUGGGCGCAAGGAGGGGGUCACCACCUGUCUCCGAUGUCCCCCAGCUCCAACAGCCACCAGCCUCUCCUCUACUCGCAGUCCUCCUACACGAACCUCAACGGCAUGCUGGGGCCCCAAGCUUCCACUUUACACCACAGCAUGAGGGACCCCUUGCACGACGACUCGGGGGUCCUCGACACCCACGUCGAGUCACCCCCUCAGCAUCUCAACCACCAUCAGGACCACUCCGACGAAGACGCCCCCAGCUCCGACGACCUGGAACAGUUUGCCAAGCAGUUCAAACAGAGGAGGAUCAAGCUGGGCUUCACCCAAGCAGACGUUGGCUUGGCACUGGGCACCUUGUACGGCAACGUUUUCUCCCAGACCACUAUCUGCAGGUUUGAAGCCUUGCAGCUGAGUUUCAAGAACAUGUGCAAACUCAAGCCCCUGUUGAACAAAUGGUUGGAGGAGACCGAUUCCACCACUGGGAGCCCCACCAACCUAGACAAGAUCGCAGCCCAAGGAAGGAAAAGGAAGAAGAGGACCUCCAUAGAAGUUGGGGUGAAGGGAGCCCUGGAGAACCAUUUCCUAAAGUGUCCUAAACCCUCAGCCCAUGAGAUCACCAGCCUGGCAGACAGUCUCCAGUUGGAGAAGGAGGUGGUGAGAGUUUGGUUUUGCAACAGAAGGCAGAAAGAGAAAAGGAUGACCCCAGCAGGGGUCCCUCACCCCCCCAUGGAGGAUGUGUAUUCACAAGCAGAGACCCCUCCACUCCAUCACACGCUGCAGACCUCUGUACAAUGACUAGAACAUAGAUAAAGAGAGGAUGUGGGGGGAUGAAGUAAGUACUUUUGGAUUUUACAAAAGAAAAAAAAAAUCCUAACGGGACCCCUAGAAAGAGACUGGAGUACUUUUGGCCAGAAGAAUAAAUUAAGACACCACCAUUAAAAAAAAAACCUUUUCCUAAACCUUUUUUUUUUUUUUUUUGGUACACCUCAGAUCAUCUAAUAAUCUUGUUUCUUCUUGAAGGUAAAAAAAAAAAAAAAAAAAAAGGAGAAGGGGAGGGAAGUAAUUUAUUGAUUCAGAAUAUUGUGGGAUAGAGGCAGAUUCUAAGAACUGUGAAUAUUUUUAUUAUUAAUGUAAAUUCUCAUUCUCACAAAUUUGUUGGCAGCUUUGAAUGGAAAUGUGUGUUAUUUAUUAAUUAGACUAUUUAGCUCCUGAAGUGCAGUACAAGGGAACUAUCUCUGGCAUGGAAGUGGAUGCUAUAAACCCCUGUUGUUUUUAAAACAAAAAAUAAAGUAACACUUAUUUAUUCAGAUCCACAAAGUUUCUUUAAAAAAUAAUAAUUAAAUUAAAUAUCCAAAGUUUUAUUUAAUUCUGUUUUCUUUUUUUAUUUGUUAUUUUUAGUAUUAUGUGUAUGUUUUUUAAAGUCAUUGGCAAAUACCCUAUUUAUACCAAAAAGUACAUCAUGGGACAGGCAGCAAAGUGAUGCUGCUAUGUAUUAAUUAAGGAGAUGCAUACAUUAUUUAGGAUCCUUAUUAAUUGGCAUAGUUAUACUAUGACUUGUAAAGUCAAAAUGCCAGUUUGCUGUUUAAUAUUAAGUCUUUCUCAUAAUGCCACUAAAGAUACAUUUACUGUAUCCAUAUGCUUUAAUAGAUUACACAACCUCAGACAAUUGCCUAGCUCUAUAAAAGCAAAAAAAAAAAAAAAAGUAUAUGGUGUAUACUCUACUAAAGGAUAACAAAACCUCAGACAAUUGCCUAGCUCUAUAAAAGCUAAAAAAAUAAAUAAAAUAAAAAAGUAUAUGGUGUAUACUCUACAAAAGGGGAAUUAUUUAAAAAAAA
Rana temporaria (common frog) is the source of this 2228-nucleotide messenger RNA. RefSeq names its product POU class 3 homeobox 1 (gene POU3F1). The record is from RefSeq and is a predicted model, not a curated record. Bases 64 to 1188 code for a protein of 374 amino acids. Lineage: Eukaryota; Metazoa; Chordata; Amphibia; Anura; Ranidae. Gene Ontology annotation, molecular function: DNA-binding transcription factor activity, RNA polymerase II-specific; RNA polymerase II cis-regulatory region sequence-specific DNA binding. Gene Ontology annotation, biological process: regulation of transcription by RNA polymerase II; brain development. The transcript has a single exon. Gene Ontology annotation, cellular component: nucleus.